Schistocerca nitens (vagrant locust) is the source of this 800-nucleotide messenger RNA. Its product is annotated as mitochondrial translation release factor in rescue. Gene Ontology annotation, cellular component: mitochondrion. The record is from RefSeq and is a predicted model, not a curated record. Gene Ontology annotation, biological process: translational termination. Gene Ontology annotation, molecular function: translation release factor activity. Lineage: Eukaryota; Metazoa; Arthropoda; Insecta; Orthoptera; Acrididae. The transcript has 3 exons. The coding region runs from base 201 to 671 and encodes 156 amino acids.
UGUAAUGCACUUCCUCUCAUUACACUCUUACCUUCACACCGUGACGUUCAUAAUAUCAAAAUACGAAACGUCAAAGGAGCCGUAAUCUUAAAAGUUCGAAAUUUGUCACAAAACAAGAAAAAUGAUUCUGUAGAACAGAAGAAAGGUCUGAGACUUUUGCAAAAUCGUCGUAUUGCCUAGAAGAGUAAAUAUCGAAGUGGAUGAUGUCUGUUACUGGAAUAAGGCAAAUUAUUUCAAGAAGUGGACCCAUUUUCCAGAGUGAACGCACAAGCACUGAAUUGGCUUCUGCCCUAACAAUUUUAAGACACAAACAUACAUUGGAUUACUCACGUGUCCCUACAUUACAAGAAGAAGACCUCGAAGAAGUGUUUGUCAGGGGUAGUGGACCUGGUGGCCAGGCUGUUAACAAGACAAAUAAUUGUGUUGUGCUCACCCAUAAACCAACAGGUUUAGUCGUAAAAGUUCAUCAUUCAAGACUGCAGAGUGAGAAUCGGAAGCUAGCACGUGAUUUGCUGGUAGAGAAACUGGAUGCCCUCGUCAAUGGGGAACACAGUUUGCAAGCGCAGCGGAAGUGUCUUCAACAGCAGAAGCAAAAGAAGGAAGAGCAACGUCGAAACAAACGAGAACUUCUAAAGAAACUUUGGCGUGAACGUGAAGGCUUGAAUUCAUGAGAGGGAUCACUUGAUGUGCAAAGACAAUUGAUAAGUGGGAGCAAAUAAGCAGAUAAUUUUCGUUCUUAUCAUUUGUAUUUUACUGAAAAACAGAUAAAUAAUUAAAAUUUUCAAAGGAUUGAACUGUAA